AUGUCUAAUCAAGAGACUGUACCAGCACCUGCUCCCGUUGUGGAUGCCCAGCCAGAGGCACCCAUCGCUCACGCAUCUGAGUCCAUUGAUGUUGAACUCCCCACUUCUGCCGCCGAUGGCCUUAUCCAGAAGCCAUUUGCCCGGCCCCUGGAUACCGUUAGGCCAGCAGCCCCAGCACAGCUGACUUCGGAUCAAAAGUCCAAGUACGAAGCUGUGCUCAAGACCGUUUCAUCUUGGACCACAGUCCCUACUAAGGCUGAAAAGGGUGCUCCAAAUGCACCCAUCACUGAAGAUGAACGUAUGUGGUUGACCCGCGAGUGUCUCCUGCGUUACCUGCGCGCGACCAAAUGGAAUGUAUCCGAGGCCGAGACUCGCCUCCUGAGCACCUUGACCUGGCGCCGGGAGUAUGGCCUGGAAAAGUUGACCCCCGAUUACAUCUCCAUCGAGAAUGAGACGGGCAAGCAGGUCAUUCUGGGAUAUGAUAUCCACGGAAGACCUUGUCUGUACCUGUUGCCUUCUAACCAAAACACGGAGAAGAGCGACCGUCAGCUCGAACAUCUUGUCUUCAUGCUGGAACGGGCAAUUGACCUGAUGGGGCCUGACCAGGAGACAAUUGCACUGCUGGUCAACUUCAACGAGACCAAGUCUGGCCAGAACGCUAGCAUGGGUCAGGCCAAGCAGACCCUCGGCUUCUUGCAGAACCACUACCCUGAGAGGCUUGGUCGAGCUCUUGUGAUCAAUGUUCCAUUCAUGAUCUGGGGAUUCUUCAAGUUGAUUACUCCCUUCAUUGACCCCAACACCCGGGAGAAACUCAAGUUCAACGAGGACCUGCGUCAGCACGUCCCACCCAGUCAACUCAUGAAGUCUGUUGGAGGCGAUGUUGAAUUCCGCUAUGAUCAUGCGACCUACUGGCCUUCUUUGAACAAGCUGGCCGAGCAGCGCCGGGAAUCCUACCGUGAGCGCUGGGUCAAGGGUGGCAAGCAAAUCGGCGAGCUCGAGAAUUACCUGAAGGGCGAGAACACCCCGAGCCUGUCGGAGGCUAUGGCCGAGGUUGAAGCCAAAGCCAGCGAGUGA
Penicillium olsonii is the source of this 1074-nucleotide messenger RNA. NCBI's taxonomy places the organism in Eukaryota, Fungi, Ascomycota, Eurotiomycetes, Eurotiales, Aspergillaceae. The record is from the annotation of a GenBank genome assembly.